AUGCAUCCGCGCGCACAUAUAUUCUCUCACAGUCACAUGGUGGAGGUGCGCGCGGGGGUUGCUGGGUGCCUUGGGCCGCUCGACGACGAGCCGGAGGAGUAACGGAGAACGCGCGCGCCCUUGAGAUCUCGCUGUGGCUGCCGUAGGUAGCGAGUGGGCAAGAAGGACGGAGAUUGUGAAUCACAAUGAGUAAACGUAAGUUGAAGGAGGAUACAAAUGCAGAGUGUAUCUCAAAGGUCCAAAGAAUAUUACGUGAAAGAUUCUGUCAUCAGAAACCAAAUGCAAAGUUGUUUGGAACUGAGCUUCAGUACAGAGAUUUACUUGAGCUGUUAAAACGUACUGCUAUCCAUGGUGAAAGCAACUCUGUGCUCCUUAUUGGACCUCGGGGGUCAGGAAAGACUUCGUUAACUUGUCAUGUCUUAAAGAAACUCAUGGAAGUAAAGCAAAUAAGAGAUAAUAUAUUGCAGGUUCAUUUAAAUGGGCUAUUGCAGACAAAUGAUAAAAUUGCUCUUAAGGAAAUUACAAGACAGCUAAAUCUGGAAAAUGUUGUCGGAGAUAAAGUUUUUGGUAGUUUUGCAGAAAACCUCACAUUUCUUCUGGAAGCAUUAAAGAGAGGUGACCGUGCCCACAGUUGUCCAGUGCUGUUCAUUCUAGAUGAGUUUGAUCUGUUUGUUUAUCAUAAGAACCAGACUUUGCUGUAUAACCUCUUUGAUAUAGCGCAGUCAGCGCAGACACCUAUAGCUGUUGUGGGUCUGACUUGUAGACUGGAUAUUCUAGAACUCAUGGAGAAGAGAGUGAAGUCAAGAUUUUCACAUCGACAAAUAUACUUAACGAAUUCCUUUGAUUUAAAAAAAUAUCUGAAUAUUUGUAAAGAACAGUUAUCCCUGCCUCCAGAAUUUCCAGAAAAGACCUUUACUCAGAAAUGGAAUAAGAACAUACAGUCUCUCUUAGAAGACAAAAAGGUUCAAGAUGUACUACAAAAUCAGUUCUAUUACAGUAAAGACCUGCGGUGUAUCUCCAUGUUAUUGAUGCUUGCUUUAAGUAAUAUAACUGUGUCUCACGCAUAUAUCAGUGUCUCAGACCUUCUAGAAGCAAGUAGACGCUGUAGAAUGGACUCAAAAGCAAAUAUUAUACAUGGUUUAUCUGUGCUGGAAUUCUGCCUCAUAAUAGCUAUGAAACAUUUAAAUGAUAUUUAUGAAGGAGAACCAUUUAAUUUUCAGAUGGUUUAUAAUGAAUAUCAGAAGUUUGUUCAGAGGAAGGCACAUACUGUAUACAAUUUUGAGAAGCCUGUUGUUAUGAAGGCUUUUGAACAUUUGCAGCAUCUUGAGUUGAUAAAACCUGUAGAAGGGUCAUCUAUCUGUGCACAGAGAGAAUACAUGUUAAUGAAACUGCUUUUGGACAAUAGCCAAAUUAUGGAUGCUUUACAGGUCUACCCAAAUUGCCCAACAGAUGUCAAACAAUGGGCUGUGUCUUCAAUAAACUGAUUGUGGACUCCAGAAGUGUGGACCUUAUGAAAGUCACAAUUGAUGAAUCAGUGUUACAAAUUGAAUUGUGACACUUGAAAACAUGGAUUUUUUUUCUCUGUCUCUACAGAAUGUUCUUUGGUAAAACAUGAGUGGUCCUGUUUUCUUUAACAAAUGAGGAAAAGUUUCCAAGGGAGUAAAUAUUUUUGAUCUGGAUCAGAGAUCUAGCCUAUUGAAAUUGUUUUCAAUGUCCUAAGUUGCAUCAAAACAAUAUUUCAUUUUGGUUCUAUUUAGAUUUUCACUACCUUCCAUGUAUGCUUUCCCCAAUAUGUAUAUUGCUAUUUUGAUUCCCAGCAGAGGGGAAUGUUCUCUAAUGGUGUCAAAUUCUCUUUUGAUGGCUAUCGGCUAAAUAACUGUUUGCAUUCUGUUAAACUGCCCCUUACUGUUCUACUGAACUAUUUUUCAACUCAUUUUAUUGAAGCUUUAAUAGUUAUUCUAAAAUGAUACUGGACUAGGACAACUGUUUCAGUGCCUUGGUACUGGUAUAAUGUAGCCUGACUGACAUGGUGGCUUGGUGGUCAGGAAUACCAUAUAUGUCCAUUCUCAGAAAUUGGAUAUUUCUACUCUCACUUCUCUCCUAGUCUUUGGGCUAUACUUAAUAAAAAUGCAGCACAAAUAUAACAUUAGUAGUGGUUAUCUAAGCCAGUCUUCCCCAAUGUGGUGCUCUCCAGAUGUUUUGGAAUUCGAUUUCCAUCAAUCCAAGCCGUCUUGGCCAGUGGUUAGAGGUGCUGAAAGUUGUAAUCCAAAACAUCUAGAGGGCUCCAGGUUGGGAAUGCUGCUUUAAACAGUAGAAGCGUGCAUGUGAAUAAGCAGCUAUGUCUCUUGAGAAGUUUACACUGCAACUGGUAAUGUAAAAUUUGGCCACGUUGUAUUGCAGAACUUCUGCUAUAGAUAACUAGUGCACAGAGAGCAGAGAAUGCCUCACCAAUACCUUUUGAAUAUUCCUGUAAACUGACUACAAAAUUAAUUGCAAAUCUGCUUAAAAUAUCACUGCAGCCUUGUUUCAAAUUCCAUCAGGCUAAUUGUGGUUUAGCUAGCUGGUGGUUGGAAGGUAUAUAUUUCUGAUGUAGGCUGUUAACAUUGCUUUGAGUUUUUUGCUCUUCCCAUAGGGUUUCACAUCAAUGAUAGUAUGGCUAUUCCUUCAAAUGUGGGCAAUCAGUGUGUAAACUGCGACUGUAAAUCUGGUUUCGAAAAUCUUUUUGAUCCCUAGCAUUGAAUUCCAUUUUGGAGAAGCUCUCAGGGACUGCAGGGCUGAAGGCAAAGGGAGAGGUUGGGGCCAAAAGUACAGUGUUGGCAUAUUUUAGUUUAAAGUUCUUACUUCCAGUAAGUAAGCCUUAGGAAAGGCAUUUCAGCCUUUUAGAAUUAGGAAGAAUUGCACAAAAGCUGGUAAACCACCAAAUAAGAAAUUGGGGUGUGUGUGUGUGCGUCUGGGCAACCUGAGAUCGGGAUUUGGUCCCUAAACCUGAGGUUCUCCUCCCCUGCUGUAAAUUAUCACCUGCCUUCAAAAUACUGUAUUCAUGACCUGAGUCACCCUUCCUGGCAUCCCAGUUGCACCUAUCCCUUCUGUACUACUUUCCCAGCCUGUAUGUCAGUUCUGUCUCUGCAGUGCUCCCCACUGAGCUUCUGCCAAAGCACAGAGAUAGGACCUCUAUAUAAUUCUGUUCUUUGCUGGUAUCAUUUAUUCACUCAUGAGCUUAUGGAAGAGUCAAGACCAGCAGCUAGCUCCAAUGUCUCAUAAGGUUAUUAGCUUUGAAAUCCUAUAGAAGUUAUAUUAAGUCUACAUUAUCUUUCAGUAGUGACUAUGAAGCAGUAGCUAUGCUAGAAAUGCAAGGAAGUCAGAAAUUUAUUCACUCGUACAUGUAUGAGAAUUAAACUUGGUUUCCUAGUACUUGAUGUGUGUGAAAACUACCUCAUAUUUUGUCCUAAUGUGCAUCUUUACAAUAUGUAUAUGCUCCAUUUUUUACAGGUGCUUUUAAAUCUGGGUAAAAUCCUAUAGAAGUCCUACUUUGAGUAGACCUCUUGGCAUGAAUGGGACUUGUUAGUCAUGACUAACUUAAGUCCCAUUAACUUAAAUGGUCUACUCAAUGUAGAGCUUACCUUGGAUUUGACCCAAUAUGUUAUGUAAUUCCUAUGUAUCUCUUUAUGCACAUUUUAAAGCUAUUUGCAGCCGGAUGUGGGUGAGGGGAUACGUUCUCUGUAAAAUUGUAAUUAUGGUUGAGCAAGUUUAGAAACUCAUUCUUCUCCAAAUUGAAUAAAGACCAAAUAAUGGUAUGAAGGGGA
Molecule: messenger RNA, 3803 nt
Organism: Elgaria multicarinata webbii
Lineage: Eukaryota; Metazoa; Chordata; Lepidosauria; Squamata; Anguidae
Gene: ORC4
Product: origin recognition complex subunit 4
Exons: 14
Coding region: 186-1484 (432 amino acids)
Biological process (GO): DNA replication; DNA replication initiation
Cellular component (GO): nuclear origin of replication recognition complex; nucleus
Molecular function (GO): DNA replication origin binding
Source: RefSeq, a predicted model, not a curated record